UGACGGAUGACGAUGACGUCUGUCAAAUUUUCGCAUUUAAAAUUAAUUUUUUUAACUAUGUUUUGAGCCCUUAUUUUUCAUUUAUAUAUACUGAGUAUUUUACAUCGGUUCUGAAAAAUUAAUGUGAAAUUUUCUCAGAAAUUCAUGAUCUACUUUUUUAGAAUCAAUUAAAAACUGGAUUUAAAGUUUGAUUCGUAAUUCGGCAAAGGAGAUAAUAAAUAAGUAUGGAAGUUAAACAUACAUUGGAAUUUACUCCAGAUCUUCAUAAAAAGUAUUUAUUAUUUGUAUUGAAUGGCAAAUUACCAAAUAUAAGCUCUAUGGAAACCAACAGAUCAGUUUUAAUGUACUUUGCAUUAUCGGGCCUUGAUUUACUUAAUCAACUGGACAGUUUAACCGAACAAAGGAAACAGUAUAUUAUUGAUUGGAUUUACUCGCUACAAGUAGUUAAUGAAAAAGAAUUAGUUAGCGGUUUCCAGGGAUCUACAACAUUAAUUACCAAAGAAAACCAGGGAAAAAAUUCCCCUUAUAAAUGGGCACACAUCGCGAAUACUUAUUCAUGUCUUAACUCCUUAAUUAUUUUAGGCGACAAUCUAAGUAGAGUCAAUAGAAAAGCAAUACUCAACAGUCUAAGGGCGCUACAACUGCCAAACGGGUCAUUUAAAGGGGCAAAAGAUGGGGUAGAGGACGACAUGCGGUUUGUGUUUUGUGCUGCAUGUAUUUGUUAUAUAUUAGAUGAUUGGAGUGCAAUUGAUGUGGAAUUAAUGGUCAAUUUUAUUUUAAAAAGUAUAUCAUAUGAUGGGGGUAUAGGGCAGGGCCCCGAAUUGGAGUCCCACUGCGGCUCAACAUUCUGCGCCAUAGCAUGCCUCGCUCUUAGUAAAAACCUGCACAGACUUACAAAAGCACAAUUCCAUGCUUUACGAAGGUGGCUUCUGCUACGAUUCGAUUAUGGAUUCAACGGAAGGCCUAACAAACCCGUAGACACGUGCUAUUCUUUCUGGACCGGCGGAGCACUAAAAAUUCUAGACGCAUAUCAGUUUAUACAUGACAAUAAAAACAACCCACUGUAUGUUCUAAUGACUCAGGAUAAAUAUGGAGGUUUCUCCAAAUGGGUUAAUACUGUACCAGAUCCUAUGCACACAUAUUUCGGUCUGGCAGGACUGAGUUUGAUGAAUUUUGGUGGAUUGAAUAAAAUGUUUUGUGAGUUGAAUGUUAGCAGGAGGGCACAUGAACAUUUAAAACGUGUUCAAGAAAAAUGGAAGUAGUAUUAUUUCAAGAACGGUGUAUAAGUGUUAAGAAUUCUUCAUUUUGUAUAUUUGUAUGUUGUUUUUUAAUAAUUUUAACAAUAAUAACACAAGUUUCCAAUAUG
This is a messenger RNA of Anoplophora glabripennis (Asian longhorned beetle), 1366 nucleotides long. It is a transcript of the gene betaggt-I, whose product is annotated as geranylgeranyl transferase type-1 subunit beta. Bases 225 to 1262 code for a protein of 345 amino acids. Gene Ontology annotation, biological process: protein geranylgeranylation. Gene Ontology annotation, molecular function: CAAX-protein geranylgeranyltransferase activity. The transcript is spliced from 6 exons. NCBI's taxonomy places the organism in Eukaryota, Metazoa, Arthropoda, Insecta, Coleoptera, Cerambycidae. The record is from RefSeq and is a predicted model, not a curated record. Gene Ontology annotation, cellular component: CAAX-protein geranylgeranyltransferase complex.